Molecule: messenger RNA, 642 nt
Organism: Gastrolobium bilobum
Lineage: Eukaryota; Viridiplantae; Streptophyta; Magnoliopsida; Fabales; Fabaceae
Exons: 1
Coding region: 1-642 (213 amino acids)
Molecular function (GO): enzyme inhibitor activity
Source: RefSeq, a predicted model, not a curated record
AUGGAUUUCAUGAGUAAAACUAAUCUCCUCAUUGUAUCCCUCACUUCCCUCCUCCUCCUUGCAAACGACGUUUCCUCAAGUCGCGAUAUUCAUGUUGUGCAUCGUAAUCUUCGCUCUGAUCUCUUAGACGACUUUUGCAAGAAAUUCACAAACCCUACCCUUUGUGCUGAAACCAUUCAACCACACUAUAAUAAUCACGCCCUUGACCCAUUAAAGGCUCUUGAGAUUGAAGUUGACGCAACCCUUAACCAGACCAAGAAAACCGCUGCUAUCAUCGAUGAGUUACUUUCCAAACCCGACGUUUCAAAACCGUUAAAGGUUUCCCUUGACACAUGCAAGGAACAAUACAAUAGUAUAUUGGAUUCUAUCAAAGAAACCAAAGAAGCAAUUGCCACACAUGAUGUGAUUACUGCAAAGUUCAAGUUCAGUGCUGUGUUGUCAUUCCAAGCAACAUGUAAGGACGAAUUUGAAGGGACGAAAAUGCCCUUCGCUGAUGAUUCUGAAGCCAUAUACCAAUUGGGAGGAAACUGUUUGGACAUGAUUGCUGAUAUAGAAAAAACCUCGGGUCCUCAAAAAGAAGCAGCACCAGUGAAAUCAACUCCUUCUGCAUUUAGCAGCGUUAUCGGAACCAUAUCUUCAUGA